Dendrobium catenatum is the source of this 2554-nucleotide messenger RNA. RefSeq names its product serine hydroxymethyltransferase 7-like. Gene Ontology annotation, cellular component: cytoplasm. NCBI's taxonomy places the organism in Eukaryota, Viridiplantae, Streptophyta, Magnoliopsida, Asparagales, Orchidaceae. The coding region runs from base 201 to 1994 and encodes 597 amino acids. Gene Ontology annotation, molecular function: serine binding; glycine hydroxymethyltransferase activity; cobalt ion binding. The record is from RefSeq and is a predicted model, not a curated record. The transcript has 4 exons. Gene Ontology annotation, biological process: tetrahydrofolate interconversion; folic acid metabolic process; L-serine catabolic process.
GGCGACGAGCAGUGGAAUUCUCGUAGACAUUCUAUCUGCUACCCUAACCGUUCAUGGAGGCGUCUCGCCACACGCUCUUCCUCCCCACUACAUUCCUCCGAUUCCGCUGCUUCCGUUGCUUCCGCUGUUUUUGUCGCUGUCGCUGCUGCUCCUAGCUUGUAGCUUUAGGGCUGAGUUUAUUCUUUCCAACUUCUCGUGGUAUGGAUCUCUCCCAAUCUCAAUCUAACCUCUCGCUUGGGUUCCAUGCGCACCGCUCACCGAUUGCCGACGACGUCUCCCUUGGGUUCCAUGCGCACCGCUCCCCGAUUGCCGACGACGUCUCCUCUCUUCAAACUGACGCGAGCCUGCGACCGAUCCCGCUGCAGCUGCUUGACCAGCAAUCGGAGAAUCGGUGGAGCGGCUCCGUCGGGAUCGAGGACGGCGAAGAUUCCGUGGACGGGCAGAGGGAGGAGGAAUUCAGUAUCCUUGGAUAUCCGAUGAGCCUUAAGCGGCAACGAAGAGGUGAAUCCUUGUCUUCAUGCUCGUCUUCUUCCUCUUUGCAUCCUUCAAAGAGAGCUUUGGUGGAGCCGGAUCUCGAUACGCGUAGGGCUGUGGUCCGUUCUUGGGGGAACCAGACCUUGUCAGUGGCCGAUCCAGAUGUGCAUGAGAUUAUGGAGAAGGAGAGACAGAGACAGAUCAAGGGGAUCGAGCUCAUUGCCUCGGAGAAUUUUGUUUGCCAGGCCGUCCUUGAUGCCCUAGGGAGCCAUCUGACGAACAAGUACUCGGAGGGUAUGCCUGGGGCUAGGUACUACGGUGGCAAUCAAUACAUUGAUCAGAUUGAGCGUCUUUGCUGUGAACGAGCACUGGUUGCGUUUGGUCUUGAUCCCGAUUGUUGGAGCGUUAAUGUUCAGCCUUAUUCUUGUACAUCUGCGAAUUUUGCUGUUUAUACAGGGCUUUUGCAGCCGAAGGAUAGGAUCAUGGGGUUGGAUUCUCUGUCAGGCGGGCAUGUGAGCCAUGGAUAUUUGACACCAGGUGGUAAGAGGAUAUCAGGGGCUUCAAUAUUCUUCGAAAGCCUGUCUUAUAAGGUUAAUCCACAAACAGGGUAUAUUGAUUAUGAUAAGGUUGAGGAGAGGGCAAUGGAUUUUCAUCCAAAGAUACUGAUUUGUGGGGGUAGCUCAUACCCAAGGGAGUGGGACUAUGCCAAGUUUAGGCAGAUUGCUGAUAAAUGUGGCGCUGUACUGAUGUGUGACAUGGCCCAAAUUAGUGGUCUUGUGGCAGCCAAGGAAUGUCUAAGUCCAUUUGAUUAUUGUGAUAUUGUUACUUCAACGACACACAAAAGCCUCCGUGGACCAAGAGGAGGUAUGAUAUUUAUUAGGAAAGGGAAAAAGCCUAGGAAACGUGGAUUACCUCCAUGCCAAGCAGAUGAAGUGGAUCAAUAUGAUUUUGAGGAUAAAAUAAACUUUGCUGUUUUCCCAUCAAUGCAAGGAGGGCCUCAUAAUAACCAUAUUGCUGCUUUGGCUAUCGCUCUGAAGCAGGUGGCUACUCCUGAAUAUAAAGCAUAUAUCCAGCAAGUCAAGAAAAAUAUACAGGCAUUAGCAGCUGCUUUGCUGAGACGAAAAUGCAGAUUGGUCACUGGGGGCACUGAUAACCAUAUGUUACUUUGGGAUCUAAGAACCUUUGGGUUGGCAGGCAAAACUUUCGAAAAAGUAUGUGAGGCUUGCCAUAUCAGCCUGAACAAAACUCCAAUUUUUGGCGAUAAUGGUGCCAUCUGUUCUGCAGGAGUCAGGAUAGGUUCUCCUGCAAUGACAACAAGAGGUUGCUUGGAGGAAGACUUUGAGCUUAUUUCUGAUUUUCUUGUUAGGGCUGCUUAUAUCGCAAGCAAUCUACAAAGGGAACUCGGUAAAUUGCAAAAUGAGUUUUUGAAGGGUCUGCAGAACAACAGGGAUGUCAUGGAGUUGCGCAACCAAGUAGAAGCUUUUGCCAUGCAGUUUGCCAUGCCGGGAUUUGAUAUUUGACCCCCGCGAGAGAUUAUUACGUGCGGCGUCCGAACCGUCCGGAGGCGAAUCCAAAAGCUCCACGUCACCCAGAUGCACCGGUCCCCGGGUGACGUGGCGCUUCCGGAUUCUCCUCCGGAUGAAUCUGAACGCUGCACGUAAUAAUCUUUCGACCCCCGCAGCAUCAAUUUACAUAUCUUCCGCAUUUUCCUUAAGUGUCAAUCAGUCAAAUCCUUGUAUAAAAUAAUUAUUGAAAUUUACCUGUACCCUUUUUCGUCACACCUGCGCCGCGCCCCUUUUUCGUUCUCUCGAGUUAAUUGCUUAUUGAGCUUCAGAUUAGGUUUGGAUCUUCUUGUAUUUGUUGUUGCACAGGUCAGAAUAGGCUGUUUUGCUUACAGUUCAAACUACUAUCCUGUAGAUAGUACUGUCUACUCUUUCUCUUUGAAGAACAUAUGAUGGAAAUGAUGUGUCAUUUAGACUUUUCAGGUUUUAGAUUUAUAAACAUCUGAUUUGCUGAUUAUGACUUUACAUGUAAUUUCUACUUUGUGGUUUUAUUGAUUUUGUUGGUUAAGCUUGAAUCA